GAAGAAUCAACAACAAAAAUAUUUAAACAAUUAAAGAAAUAUUCUAAAAAUUUGUUGGUUUCUUCUAGAAUUUUAACUAUAAUUGUUGGAGACGUUUUUAAAAAAAGGAAGGUGAGGAGUAAAUUAAUUUUUUGUAAUUAAAUAAUGAUAUGCUAACUCGCGGAACAGACAAAUUGCGGAACGACAAGUCGAGAAACAGACAAGUCACGGAAUUAAAUAUUCUUUAUUUUGGUAAUUCCGUGAAUUGUCUGUUCCUCGACUUGUCUGUUUUGCGAUUUGGAAUUCCUCGAAUUGCAGCUAUUUUAAUUUCGACUUUAGAAAAGAAGAAAAAUAUUUUUAUUCGAGAACAAUUAAACGAUCUGACAGAAAGAAUAGCUCAAUUAGAAGAAUUAACUGAAGAAAAUGCUAAUCAAAUAGGAGGAUUUCAUGACAUUGAAGCAAAUUUAGAUGAAUUAAGAAUUGUAAAAAAGAAAAUUUCAAAAGUCAAAUAUUUGUUGUUAGCUAUUUUUAUUGUUUGUUUAUUUCUCCUUUGUUUAUUUGUUUGGAUAUUGUAG
Meloidogyne enterolobii is the source of this 554-nucleotide messenger RNA. The record is from the annotation of a GenBank genome assembly. Lineage: Eukaryota; Metazoa; Nematoda; Chromadorea; Rhabditida; Meloidogynidae.